GCCGCCGCCGCCGCCGCCCGCCGCGUGAGAGGACGGCUCCGCGGCAGCGCAGUCCGGUCCCCCCCCCGGAAGAUUGGCGAAGGAGAAGCCGCCGCCGCCGCUAAGGAAAAGGAGCCGCCGGUGCCGGUCCCAGGGGCGCCAUGGCGACCGGAGCGCUGGGUAAGCUGGGCCUCCCCGGGCCCAAAGGGAGCUUCGAGCCGGGGCCGCCGCCCGCCCUCGGGCCUGGGGCGGGUCUACUGGUGCCCGGGCCGCCGCCGCCGCCGCCCGCGGGCGCGAUGGGGGCCCUGACCGCGGCCUUCCCCUUCGCGGCGCCACCGCCGCCGCCGCCGCCGCCCCCUCCACUGCCCCGGCCGCCGCUGCCGUCCCCGGGCUCCGCGAACCCGCCGCCGCAGCCGCCCCCUCCGCCGCUCUACCAGCGCGUGUCGCCGCCACAGCCACCCCAGCCGCCGCGUCAGGACCAGCAGCCAGGCCCGGCCGGCGGCGGAGGAGACUUCCCGAGUAAGAAGCGGAAGAGGAGCCGCUGGAACCAGGACACAAUGGAACAGAAGACGGUGAUUCCAGGAAUGCCUACUGUUAUUCCUCCUGGACUUACUCGAGAACAAGAAAGAGCUUAUAUAGUGCAACUGCAGAUAGAAGACCUGACUCGUAAACUGCGCACAGGAGACCUGGGCAUCCCCCCUAACCCUGAGGACAGGUCCCCUUCCCCUGAGCCCAUCUACAAUAGUGAGGGGAAGAGGCUUAACACCCGUGAGUUCCGCACGCGCAAAAAGCUCGAAGAGGAGCGGCAUAACCUCAUCACGGAGAUGGUUGCGCUCAACCCUGAUUUCAAACCACCUGCAGAUUACAAACCUCCAGCAACACGUGUGAGCGACAAAGUAAUGAUUCCACAAGAUGAGUAUCCAGAAAUCAACUUUGUGGGGCUGCUGAUUGGACCCAGAGGGAACACCCUGAAGAACAUAGAGAAGGAGUGCAACGCGAAAAUUAUGAUCCGGGGGAAAGGCUCUGUGAAAGAAGGGAAGGUUGGGCGUAAAGAUGGCCAGAUGUUGCCAGGGGAAGAUGAGCCACUUCAUGCCCUGGUCACCGCCAACACCAUGGAGAAUGUCAAGAAGGCAGUAGAACAGAUAAGAAACAUCCUGAAGCAGGGUAUUGAGACUCCUGAGGACCAGAAUGAUCUACGGAAGAUGCAGCUUCGGGAGCUGGCACGGUUGAAUGGGACCCUCCGGGAAGACGAUAACAGGAUCUUAAGACCCUGGCAGAGCUCAGAGAGCCGCAGCAUUACCAAUACCACAGUUUGCACCAAGUGCGGAGGAGCUGGCCACAUUGCCUCAGACUGCAAAUUCCAGAGGCCUGGUGACCCCCAGUCAGCUCAGGAUAAGGCACGUAUGGAUAAAGAAUAUUUGUCCCUCAUGGCUGAGCUGGGCGAAGCACCUGUCCCAGCAUCCGUUGGCUCCACCUCUGGGCCUGCUGCCACACCCCUAGCCAGUGCACCUCGGCCUGCUGCUCCGGCCAACAAUCCACCUCCACCGUCUCUCAUGUCUACCACCCAGAGUCGCCCACCGUGGAUGAAUUCUGGCCCUUCGGAAAGUCGGCCCUACCAUGGCAUGCACGGAGGUGGUCCCGGUGGACCAGGAGGUGGCCCCCACAGCUUCCCACACCCAUUACCCAGCCUGACAGGUGGGCAUGGUGGACAUCCCAUGCAGCACAACCCUAAUGGACCCCCGCCCCCUUGGAUGCAGCCGCCGCCACCACCGAUGAAUCAGGGCCCCCACCCACCUGGGCACCAUGGCCCUCCUCCAAUGGAUCAGUACCUGGGAAGUACGCCUGUGGGCUCUGGGGUCUAUCGCCUGCAUCAAGGAAAAGGUAUGAUGCCGCCGCCGCCUAUGGGCAUGAUGCCGCCGCCGCCGCCGCCUCCCAGUGGGCAGCCCCCGCCCCCUCCCUCUGGUCCUCUUCCCCCAUGGCAACAGCAGCAGCAGCAGCCUCCGCCACCCCCUCCGCCCAGCAGCAGUAUGGCUUCCAGCACCCCCUUGCCAUGGCAGCAAAAUACGACGACUACCACCACGAGCGCUGGCACAGGGUCCAUCCCGCCAUGGCAACAGCAGCAGGCGGCUGCCGCAGCUUCUCCAGGAGCCCCUCAGAUGCAAGGCAACCCCACUAUGGUGCCCCUGCCCCCCGGGGUCCAGCCGCCUCUGCCGCCCGGUGCCCCUCCCCCUCCGCCGCCUCCGCCGCCUGGUUCCACCGGCAUGAUGAUCCCUCCCCGCGGCGGCGAUGGCCAGAGCCAUGAGAGUGAGGACUUUCCGCGCCCAUUGGUGACCCUUCCAGGCAGACAGCCUCAGCAGCGCCCCUGGUGGACAGGAUGGUUCGGCAAAGCAGCCUGAGUUAUUUUUGUGGACGGAAUCGGAACACGCUGGCUCCAUAUCGUGAAAUUGUUAUUAAUUUUUUUCUUUUUCUUUGUUAUUUCCUUACCUCUUCCUUUCUUCAGACUCCGUCCAAGGAGACGCUCUCCCCGGUCUUCUGCUGCAAUUCAGCUCCUUUCCCUCCUCUCCUCUCCACUCCUCGGUUCUUCCCUUUCCAAGGAGAGGGGAGCAAAUGGUUUUAGGCACAGGCUCUGGCUAUUAGUGUCCACCUAGUGAUGAUGGGGUUCCUUUGGUCCUAAGUUUUUCAGGGUGCCAAUGCUACCCCAGCGAUGUUUUUGAUAAGUUCGGGGCUUUUUAUCUGCCACUCUGAUGCAGCAUCUCGUAAAGUGCAGAAGGGGGCUGUUCUCCAAGGUUCCGGGGUCCACAUCCAUCCCAGCACCCCUGCCAGCAAUAGGUAGAGCAGCCACCUCGGCCUAGCCUGCCAGCCCAAUGUUCUCUCCUGUCUCCUGACCACCUAAGUGGCCUCAGAUUCCAUUUAUUCCUCUCCUUCCUGGAAGGCUUCAUUUUAAAUUUUAUUUUUAUCCCAAACGUCUGAAUGUUUUGCAGUGUCUAAGGGUUUGAGCCUCUUGUUCUUGAUUCUGCUUCCUUUUUUCCCCUUCCCUCUUCAUGGAGUGAUGACGUUGACAAUAAUGUAUAAUGUGCGUUCUCUUCACUGGUUUAUCUGCAGAAAUUUCUCUGGGCUUUUUUUCGGUGUAUGAUUUAACGCUGCGUUAAAGGGGGACAUUCCAUUGAAUAAAAGAGCAGUGUGGUUUUCUGGG
Molecule: messenger RNA, 3172 nt
Organism: Loxodonta africana (African savanna elephant)
Lineage: Eukaryota; Metazoa; Chordata; Mammalia; Proboscidea; Elephantidae
Gene: SF1
Product: splicing factor 1
Exons: 14
Coding region: 141-2375 (744 amino acids)
Biological process (GO): regulation of mRNA splicing, via spliceosome
Cellular component (GO): nucleus
Molecular function (GO): mRNA binding; zinc ion binding
Source: RefSeq, a predicted model, not a curated record